GUAAAAAACACAUCCAUGCUCGUACAAAUCACCUCCUGCUGCCUCUGUCAGAGCUCAUCACACGUCCAUGCACACUGUACAUUAACUGUAUUUUGAUGCAAGCAUAGUCAGUCAGACUAAUGUGAGGUUACCAUCCUAGAAAAAAAGCAGCAAAAAGUAAUGUUGCAAAAGAGGACAUAUCCUUCUGGAACAAAGAAAAGAAACAAGAAGAAAACAGAAAAUGAGACAAAACAGCAAGACAAAGCACAGUCACUGUGUUCACUUCCUCUAAGUCGGAGAAAGAAAGAGAGAGAGGCACAGGGGAGAGGCAAGAGAAGCCAUUUCCUUAUCAACAUCAGGUCGAGCGGGUUGUCGUGGCCGAGAAACGUGAGUGAUCUGAAACUGAGGCCCGGCUGACUGACGGGGACCAUUACUGUGGAUUUUCGUGUUUGGAGGGUGGAACUGCUCAUUUUAAAUGGAAAAGGUUUAUAUACAAAACAUCGUAUAUUGAUUUUAGAGGGCAAACUCUUGGAGUUCACUGUUCAAAAUCUCUACAACCUAAAAGAUAUAACACAGGUUAAAAAAAAACCCUUGGAUUUAAGUGACCGACAGUCACUGCACUGGUGUUCACCUCGAUUUGGAGCAAAACUCUUGGUUUGUGAUCAGGAACAUCUUCCACUGGAUAACUCACUGACUCCAUUAAUGUGUAUGUGAGAAAGGGAGAGGCGAGGGGCAGGCAGGAUGAGUUUUGAUCGUGUACCGUCCAGGUCGGAAGUGAUGGGAUGGGGUCCAAAUCACCUGGCAGACUACCUCAGGAAGAUGAACCUGUCUGGCAGUGAUAAAGUCGUCUUGAAGCACUCGAUGAAUGGCUCCAGGUUUGUGAAUAUGAGUGAAAAUGACCUUCAGAAAUUCCCCAAACUUCAUGCUCCUAUGAUCUCUAAGCUCUGCAAUGAGAUCAGUAAGAAGGAAGAGAGGAGAGGCCUGUUUAGUAAAAAACCCACAGUGCCAAAGUAUCCGGAACCAGACGCACCUGUUGAAGACCUUGGCUGGGGGGAGGGCGAAUUUGAGAGCGAUGAUGACUACGAGGAGCCCGAUGACCAGGGGAGCGUGGGAGAUUACGAGUCCCCUACUGAGGACCUGGACGACAGAUUUGGGGUGAAUGACAACGACUAUGAGCCCCCUCCCUCUGAACCUCCUGAGGACCUGUCUCACAAAGUGUACCCCACCCUGCCUAUGGGAGACAGUGACUACAUAGAUAACAGGAGCAGAAACCUGCCCCCUGUGGUUUGCCCCCGUCCUCCAGCCGCCCCGCUCUCUGCCCGGCUGCCAGUGGAGCCCUCCCCUCCAAGACGAGACAAUUCCCCUCACUGCGGCGGAAGGCCCCCAGGAAAAUUUCCUGAACCACCACAGGUCUUCCGUGACAAAAAGCCCAGCAGAGACAGAGGGUCCAACCAGUCUCCAAUACGAGGACGCAACACAGUGGACAGGCCACCCACACACCCUUGGAGGCCCCAGCCAGAGGCCCCAGAACCAUCCAGCUGGGCCAAACUGCCUGCGCCUCCUCCCACCACUUCUGUCAGCAGGAGCAACUCCUCUGCCAGGCCACCUCCUAACAGGUUUGGAGCAGAUUUGAGAAAUGAGACACAUGAUGAAGGAGCUGUCCCACCUGCUAGGCACCACACUUUCCCCCUCCAGAACAAGGGUCUGCCCCCCCGGCCAGGACUCCCUGGACCUCCUGUGCGACAGAGUGACAGUCUACCACCCAGUAUUCCUACUGCUGGUUCUCUGCCACACAAACUGCAGGCUGCCAUCAGUGUUCACAGAAGCAGCUCCAGAGCUGGACCAGACAGACAGUCGGUUCGUCCUGCUGUAGCCUGCAUGCCGCCCACACCCACUGACACACAACACACACAGGACCUUGACCCCCGCUGGUAUGUAGGUAAAGUGACAAGAGGCCAGGCAGAAGGCUGUCUGAAACAAGUCAACAAGGACGGGGCAUACCUGGUGCGGGACAGCACCAGGCAGCUAGCUGAUCAGCCCUUCACACUGAUGGUCUUGUACCAGGACAAAGUCUUCAACAUCCAGAUCCGACAGCAGAACCAGCAGUACCUGCUGGGUACCGGGCUCAAGGUCCAGGAGUGCUUCCCGACAGUAGAAGAAAUCAUCAACCAUUACUCCCACUCUCCUCUGCUGCUCAUCGAUGCCAAGAACCGUGGCUCCGGCCAGCAGAACCAGUGUCUGCUCUCCGACCCUGCCGGCUACUGGCUGGGUGGACAGAACUGGUCCUGACCGGAUCAAAUCACAUCAAACCAGUCAUCAGACAGUGAUCAUCAAACAAUCCCUCCUCUUCAAACUAGAUAUUUAUCUCCAUAUGCAGGAUUACUUAUCACUUAUCCAGAUACCUUUGGACAAAAAAAGUUUUGUCUAUUAUGUCAUACGUGUACUCUAACUUGCUUUACUUUACUUUACUUUACUUUUUCACUCUGGGAUGUUUCUGUUUCAUUGCAUAUGUCAGAUUUUCAGAUUUAGCAUCAGUGUGCACCUGAAUUGUUCUGAUUAAAAUGGCUGUAGUGCUGUGGUGUGUUUACUGAGAGUUUCUUGAGUAUUUUGUAGGUGCAAAGUUGUCAGGAGAAGAGAAAAAAUUUAAUUAGAAAAGCUUCAUCACUUUAUUUGUUGCAUUUUGUUACAUUAGUUUUAUGUUCUUAGGUAGAAUUGUUGCCCCAGAGGCUGCUUAACAAAUACGGCAGUGACUGGCCAUGUGAUGUGAUCAUCAGCUAAAAUACAAUAAUAAAAUAAUAUUGUUAAUAUUAAAAUAUACCCUAUGGGAAGUUGAUCAGGAAGCAGAGUCAUGUGACAACUUGAUGACACUCUAC
Messenger RNA from Myripristis murdjan (pinecone soldierfish), 2852 nucleotides. It is a transcript of the gene lcp2a, whose product is annotated as lymphocyte cytosolic protein 2a. Gene Ontology annotation, biological process: intracellular signal transduction; cell surface receptor protein tyrosine kinase signaling pathway. The record is from RefSeq and is a predicted model, not a curated record. The transcript has 23 exons. NCBI's taxonomy places the organism in Eukaryota, Metazoa, Chordata, Actinopteri, Holocentriformes, Holocentridae. Bases 721 to 2268 code for a protein of 515 amino acids.